AUGCACGGCAGCUACCCCAUCACUGGUGAAGAGCAGCCAUUGCCGCCUCCACUGCCACCGCCGCCAUCGCCGUCGCCACUGCUGCCUCGAACCACCCAAGGCGUUGAGAACAUUGCUGCUGAAGAGAAACCGCUGCCGCUCACCACUGCAGGCGGCGGUGACAUCAUAGCUGAUGAAGAGCCACCGUCCCCCACUACCUUGGACAGUGGCAAGAUCAGUUAUUUCGAUGAGCUGCUGGCACCCACCAUCUCUGCUGGCAGCUGCAACUACCUUUGUGAAGAGCCGCCACUUCCGACCAUCUUCUGCGGUGCUGCUAACAUCAUUGCAGAUGAGACACUGCUCCCCACCAUCCUGGGGAUCUGUGAUGCAAGUGGUAAUGAAGAGCCGUUGCCUCCCACCGUCCUUGGCAGCGGUGACGCUGAUGCCCCUGUUGACCCACUGCCACCCACCACCCCAGGCACUGGUAAUGUCAUAGCUGAUGACGAGCCACCAUCCCCCACUACCUUGGACGGUGGCAAGAUCAGUUAUUUCGAUGAGCUGCUGGCACCCACCAUCUCCGCUGGCAGCUGCAACUACCUUUGUGAAGAGCCGUCGCUUCCGACCACCUUGUGCGGUGCUGCUAACAUCAUUGCAGAUGAGACACUGCUCCCCACCAUCCUGGGGAUCUGUGAUGCAAGUGGUAAUGAAGAGCCGUUGCCUCCCACCAUCCUUGGCAGCAGUGACGCUGAUGCCCCUGUUGACCCACUGCCACCCACCAUCCCAGGCACUGGUAAUGUCAUAGCUGAUGACGAGCCACCAUCCCCCACUACCUUGGACGGUGGCAAGAUCAGUUAUUUCGAUGAGCUGCUGGCACCCACCAUCUCCGCUGGCAGCUGCAACUGCCUUUGUGAAGAGCCACCGCUUCCGACCACCUUGUGCGGUGCUGCUAACAUCAUUGCAGAUGAGACACUGCUCCCCACCAUCCUGGGGAUCUGUGAUGCAAGUGGUAAUGAAGAGCCGUUGCCUCUCACCGUCCUUGGCAGCGGUGACGCUGAUGCCCCUGUUGACCCACUGCCACCCACCACCCCAGGCACUGGAAACGUCAUAGCUGAUGACGAGCCACCAUCCCCCACUACCUUGGACGGUGGCGAGAUGAGUUAUUUCGAUGAGCUGCUGGAACCCACCAUCUCUGCUGGCAGCUGCAACUACCUUUGUGAAGAGCCGCCGCUUCCGACCACCUUGAGCGGUGCUGCCAACACUGUCGAAGACGAGACACCUCCCCGCACCAUCUUGGGGAGCUGUGAAACAACUGGUUAUGAAGAGCAGCCGCCCCUCACCAUCUUUGGCGGCAGCAAGAUCACCCCUGAAGUAUCUCUGUUGGUGCCUUUAGUGGAUGUUACACCAUCGCCCCUACAGGGCGUGCUUCUCACUGGCCCUCCCAGAAAGCAGGCCUUCCCUAAACUUUGCACAAAGAAAAAAGCAUCUAAUCCUCCUCUUUGUCUUCGUGGGCCUCCACCUUUUACUGCCUUUAGGAACAAAAAGUAA
This is a messenger RNA of Schistocerca serialis cubense, 1524 nucleotides long. RefSeq names its product mucin-2-like. Bases 1 to 1524 code for a protein of 507 amino acids. The transcript has a single exon. The record is from RefSeq and is a predicted model, not a curated record. NCBI's taxonomy places the organism in Eukaryota, Metazoa, Arthropoda, Insecta, Orthoptera, Acrididae.